ACGAAUCCCUAGCGCAGCGUGCUCUCAUUUAUUCUAUGUUCUGACUCUACAAAAGUCUCCGAUCACCGGAUAAAUGGUCCCGUUGACCGGAUCACCCACUGGAAAAUAAUCUAGCUUCUUUUGAUUUGUGAUCUUGAGUGUAUGGAUUCUCAAGAACUCCCUGAUAAUGAAAACAAGGGUUUUCGCUACGUGUUACUUCGAAUCGCUUUUUCCCUUCUAUUCCCCAUCUUCGCUUUCUUUUCCUUAUCUUUUCUCGUCGGAUUGCUUGCCAUUUUCAUGGGAGAACUAUCAAUUUCCAAUCCUAUUUCUGUCCCCACACAGUGCAAGAUAGUCUCUAGUAGUGUAGAUAUUAGGUCAACUAAGGUUUGCGAGCUUGGAUUAUUGAAUUAUAAGGCAAAUCAUGUUUUUUAUCCUUUCGAGAAAAGCAAAUUUAGAUGCCGAUAUGAUUAUUACUGGACCUCAGUGUUCAAGGUGGAGUACAGAGACCAUUCUUUGGGUCAGACGCAACUUGCCUUAACAGAGGCACCGAAUGAAGCCCUUCCUCUUAGUUGCAGGCCUAACUUUGGUGCUGCAUGGUUGACCAAAGAUAAGUUUAAGGUUAAUGAAACCUAUGACUGCUGGUAUAUUUUAGGUAUUUCCACAGUAAAGUUGUAUGAUGAUGGUUUUUUCAAUUGCCAAGCAAAAGGUCCAUCCUCAAUUGAAAUGAUGAAACGAUAUCUAGUAAUAUCCACCAAGAUUUUACGGUCUUGGUUUUCAAGUGGGGGGAGAGCUAGAUACUUGAGGUGGGAAACAAUUGCAGGUGUUGUCACUGGUUUUUCAACAUCUAUAAUCACUAUCAUCUUAGUUAGAAUCCUACAACAUAUGAAGUCUUCGUUGCCUGAAGCCAUUAACACAGCCCGUAUCAAGCGUGUUUGUUUUCUAGUAGUGUACUUUUCUGUUGUAUGUUGGUUAGCAUUGCGAUACUGGAGGAGGCUAAAUAUCCCAAUUAUUAGAGUUUACAACUACUACUACUAGGCAGCAGUUUGUGUUUUAUUUACAAGUGCAAGUUCCCCGAGUACUGGGUAUGUAUGGAAUGAUGUAUACUUGCGUUGAGCGGGUACCUGAUUUUACGGGUUAACCGGCAAGGAGCAGAGAGAAAGAGCGGUGUAAAGAUGAUUUUGUGUAUUAUGAUGUACGAUAUGUGUAAGUGUACCUGAGAGAUUCAACUCAGUAGUUCACGGUGCAUGUUCUAGUCUCUGCAUUCUGUACUCUGUGUGGAGCAGGUU
Messenger RNA from Hibiscus syriacus, 1265 nucleotides. RefSeq lists its product as uncharacterized. The transcript is spliced from 5 exons. The record is from RefSeq and is a predicted model, not a curated record. The coding region runs from base 142 to 1014 and encodes 290 amino acids. NCBI's taxonomy places the organism in Eukaryota, Viridiplantae, Streptophyta, Magnoliopsida, Malvales, Malvaceae.